Rubroshorea leprosula is the source of this 1415-nucleotide messenger RNA. The record is from the annotation of a GenBank genome assembly. Lineage: Eukaryota; Viridiplantae; Streptophyta; Magnoliopsida; Malvales; Dipterocarpaceae.
CUCUCUCUCUCUCUCAAGCGAGUCACGCAUCCCUGCUUUUUAAGCCCGUCACGAAACGGAGGGCAACUGAAACCCUUCGUCCUAAAAAAAAUACCAAUUAGGGUUUCGCUUCUCCUGAUUCUAUUCGAUUCCUUUUCUUUUCAAGAGGUCUCAGAAAAUGCAGAGAAACAGAGGUGGUGGAGAUCCUUUCUCCAAUUUUGGUGACCCUUUUGGUGGUUUUGGGGGAUUUGGUAGCUUUGGGGAUCCUAGGAGUUUGAUGUCCGGUUUCUUUGGUGGAAGGGACCCUUUUGAUGAUCCUUUCUUCACACGUCCUUUUGGAGGCAUGUUUGAGUCGGGCUUCUUCCGUCCAAUGGGAAGUCCUUUUGCAGAUAUGCAUCCACCUGCAUUUAUUGAGGAUCGGCCCCCAGAGCCCAAGAAAUCAAGGGGGCCAAUUAUUGAAGAACUAAACUCUGAUGAAGAAAAAGAAGAAGGGGGUAAAGAGAAGAAUGAGAAUCCUAGAAAGCAUCCUAGGUCAAGUAAUGAACCUUAUGUUGAAGAUCCAGAUGAUGCUGCUGAAGAGAAAAGAAACAAGCUUUUGCAGUAUAGGAAUGAGCAUAAUAGGUUGUAUGAUAAUCAGCAGCAGCCUCAAACUCGUAGCUUCACGUUCCAGAGCUCCACUGUUAGUUACGGUGGUGCAAAUGGAGCUUACUAUACUUCCUCAAAGACAAGGAGGAUGGGGAGCGAUGGAAUCACUUUUGAAGAAAGCAAAGAAGCAGACACUGCCACAAGACAGGCUACACACAGGGUUUCUAAGGGAAUUCACAGCAAGGGCCAUUCGCUUACAAGGAAGCUCAAUUCAGAUGGCAGGGUGGACACAAUGCAGACUUUGCAUAAUCUGAAUCAAGAUGAGCUUCCUCAUUUUGAAGAAACUUGGAAUGGAAGUGCUCAAAGGCAUUUGCCUGGCUGGUCUGGGAAUUUUGGUCAGCAUGAAACUAUUGGAGCUGGCAGCAGUGGACAGAAUGCAGGUCGGGGUGGCUGGGCACUCCCUGCCGCAGAGGGUUUUCAGCAGUCGGGUGGGGUUGUACCAGAUAGGAGGCAAAAUGCUGGACCUUCUCAUUCCCAGCGGUCUACCAGGACACAAGGUGCAGGUGCAUCAAAUGUAAGGGGGAGUGUGUUUUCUCAAGGUAGAGCUAAGAAUUAAAUUGGAAAUACUCAAGUGGUAGUUGUAUUGGUGGAUGCAGCUGUGUCUAUGGAACUUACCUUGCUAGUAGCGUAGACGUCCAAUUUCACUUGUCUGUUGUUCAGUUUUAUACGUCGAAGUGUCCUCUUCGGCGGUUAAUCUUAGGUUUCUGAGCAGGAUAUAUGAAUGGUACCUCUUACCGUCACAUUUCAUCCUUGGAACAUUUGUUGGAAAUCUAAGAUGAUUGUUUAUGCUC